Messenger RNA from Ilyonectria robusta, 1027 nucleotides. RefSeq names its product Endonuclease/exonuclease/phosphatase. The transcript is spliced from 2 exons. Gene Ontology annotation, molecular function: catalytic activity. The record is from RefSeq and is a predicted model, not a curated record. NCBI's taxonomy places the organism in Eukaryota, Fungi, Ascomycota, Sordariomycetes, Hypocreales, Nectriaceae. The coding region runs from base 467 to 889 and encodes 140 amino acids.
GCACCUGACCUACAGCAAAACGGCCCACAGCAGGAUAGCACCGGGUCGCUAGAAAGAUCGAGCCCUCAGGCUCCCAGUCCGGCCGCGUCAAGAGCGCCGUCUUGCAUAAUGGUGGCCACUACCCCCGAGGCAGAGGAGGAACCCGAGCACCCAAGACCCGGGUCCCCAAGGAAGCGCCGCAUCGUCCUGAUCACGCGUCCCCACGAUCACGGGCACGAGUAGGCGCCCGCGAGCACGAAGAUGUGAGAAAAAGACCCUCAGGGUCUUUCAAGCCAACGUCGGCAAGGUUCCCCCGGUCCACGACUGUGCCCUUGCAUUGGCAGACUCUGAACGAUACGACAUCGUGCUCCUCCAAGAACCAUGGACGACAACGGCAAACUCCCGCUGCCUCACGAAGACCUAUCCUGCAUACGACACCUACUCUCCAGUCGAAGCCUGGAACAGCAAUUCCACUCGACCUAGAGUCAUGACAUACGUCCGCCGAGACUCUAAGCUCUCGGCAGAUCAGAAUCGACCAUACCAAAGCCGCGAUAUCCUGUGGCUUACGGUCAACGAUACAAUAAUAGUCAACUUCUAUCGCCAGAACGACGAAAGAGAUGCGCUGGAUACUUUGCUGCAAUGGCCGAUCCGUGAUCGCUGCCUCGUGGCAGGCGACUUCAACGCUAGACAUCAUACAUGGCAGACAGGCCCAACUACGAACCGCGGCCACGAGAUUGCCUCCUGGGCAUUGGAAAAUGGCCUCGGCCUGCUGAACACUCCAGACAUCCCCACAAACCCGCAUGGAAACACCAUCGACCUCGCCUUUUCGAAUGUACCUCUCGCUGAAGCUAAUGUCGAGGACCACCUUGCCCAUCCAGACUUGCCUAUCCUGAUAUCAUAUCCGAUAUGAUAAAUUAUCCUGAUAUCAGGAUAACACACUAUCCUGAUAUGAUAUCGGCUUAGCAGGAUAGCAGAGAUGAUAUCACGCUAGCAGCUCUAGCAGCGAUGAUAUCACGCUAGCAGCUUUACAGAGAUGAUAACAACAGAU